This is a messenger RNA of Monodelphis domestica (gray short-tailed opossum), 8309 nucleotides long. RefSeq names its product lysine methyltransferase 2B (gene KMT2B). NCBI's taxonomy places the organism in Eukaryota, Metazoa, Chordata, Mammalia, Didelphimorphia, Didelphidae. Gene Ontology annotation, molecular function: DNA binding; zinc ion binding; histone H3K4 methyltransferase activity. Gene Ontology annotation, cellular component: nucleus; histone methyltransferase complex. Gene Ontology annotation, biological process: positive regulation of DNA-templated transcription. The record is from RefSeq and is a predicted model, not a curated record.
UCUCACGGUGCCAAGAUGGCGGCGGAGGCGGGCGGCGGCGGUUGCCCGGGGCCUGGCUCGGCGCGGGGCCGCUUCCCGGGCCGGCCACGGGGCCCCGGCGGGGGCGGGGGCCGCUGCGGGCGGGGCGGCGGCGGGGAGCGGGCCCGGGUGGUCCUGCGGCGAGGCGGCGGCGGCGCGGCCGGUUCUGGAGGAGCGGAACCCGGCGAGGACACGGCCCUGCGCCGCCUGCUCGGCCUCCGCCGGGGCCUGCGCCGGCUCCGCCGCUUAUGGAAGGGGCUGCAUCCCCGACGGGGUCGGGGCCGCGGACGCGGCCGAAGCCGGGGCCGAGCCGGCCUGCAGGAAGAGCCGGAACAGAGCCAGGGGCAGCAGGAGGAGGAGGAGGAGGAGGAGGAGAGCAGUGACGAGGAGAACGAGGAGGAGGAGGAAGAAUUUCGAGGGUUCCACUCAGAUGAAGAUGUUGCCCCCAGUUCCCUGCGCUCUGCGCUCCGGUCCCAGCGAGGUGGAACCCCCAGAGGCCGGGCCAGAAAACACAGGACAAUCCCCCCUCCACCUCCCCGCCCAGCUGAAGCAGUCUUUCCUUCCCAGAAGGCCCCGUCCAGGAGACGGGGUGAGACUGGCAAAGAGCGGAUGGUGCAGGUACUGGCCGAGCUGCUUCAGCGGGCCCAGGCCCCACCAGCCCCCCGGAUCCGUGGCUCUGAAUCUCCCACCCCUCGUCGGCCUCGAGGCCGGCCACCAGGUUCUUCUAAAAAGAAGAAGCUGCCAGCAGUGGUAGCAGCAACAUCAGCUCCUAAGCCAGCAGCCCCUGCAGUCCCAGGAAAUCGACGAGCUGGGGCCUGGAGAUGUCGAGAGGCCCCCGCCUCUGGUUCUACCAGCCACAAAAGAGGGGAAUCUGGUCGAGGGGGCCGGGGAGGUAGGGGCCGAGGCCGGGGAAGGCUCCCCCUCCUCCUCAAGUUCGUCUCUAAGGCCAAAAAGAUGAAGAUGGGACAAUUGACCUUGGGAUCUGAGCCAGGACGAGGUCGCGGCCGUGGCCGUCGGAGGGGGGGAGGGCAUCGAGGGGUCCCUCCAGGUAGAGGUGGGUCUAGCCGAGGAGGGGGGCGACAUCAGAAGUGGCAACAGCAGGAGGAAGAAGAAGAAAAAGAUGAAGAAGAGAAAAAGGUGACCAAGGAAGAAGAAGAAAAACCACCUUCACCACCUCCUCCUCCUUCUCCUCCCCCUCCCCCUCCUUCCCCUCCCCCUCCUCCCCCCCCUCCACCUCCUCCAGCCCCAGAGGAAGAAGGAGAUACACCACCUCCCAUGGCCACAACUACUAGAUCCCGAAAAAGAGGCCGACCCCCCUUGACCCCUACCCAGCGAGCUGAGCGGGAGGCAGCCCGAGCAGGGCCAGAGGGUGGUUCCCCCCCUACCCCUGUCCCCCCUGCAGGACCUCCUGAAGAAAGUCCUACAGCACCCCCCAAGGGGACCACUUUCCUGAAAAAUAUCCGCCAGUUUAUCAUGCCAGUGGUGAGUGCCCGAUCUUCUCGUCUUAUCAAGACCCCAAGACGCUUCAUGGAUGAAGAGGUCCCUCGACCUCCAAGGACUGAGGCCUCGCCCCCUCCUCGGCCACCUGUGGAAGUCUCUCCACCAGCCCCCCAGGAACCAGCUCCAGCCCCAGUCCCAGCCCCAGCCCCAGCUCCAGCUCCUACCCCUACCCCUACCCCUACCCCUUCUCCACCUCCCCGCUCACCAACACCCCCACCAACCCCUCUUCCUGAAAAGAGACGGUCUAUUCUGAGGGAGCCCACAUUCCGAUGGACAUCACUGAGUUUGGAGCUUGCCCCACCUCCACCUCCAGCUCCUCCACCAGCCCCUCCCCCGGCACCCACCACCCCAUCCCGGAGGCCCCUUCUGCUUCGAGCUCCCCAGUUCACUCCUAGUGAAGCUCACUUGAAGAUCUAUGAAUCUGUGCUGACCGCACCUCUGACUGGGGCCCCUGAUCCUCCUGAGCCAGAGCCUCCCCCAGCCGAAGAACCUAUCUUGGAGCCUGAGUCUCGAACAGGCAGUCGAACCAAUCACCUCAGCUUGCCCUGCUUCACCCCUUCAGCAACCACACCCACAAAGGCUGAGAGCCCUCAGGGUUCACUGGUCCCCAGCAAUGGGCAGCAGCAACAGCAGCAGCAACAACAGCCAUCACCUCAGCCACAGCAGCUACCACCACAGCCACCACCCCCUGAUGAACAGAGCCUUUGUGCCCGGGGAACAAUUUCUCUUCCACUCUCAGGGGUGGAAGAGAAGAUGUUCAGUCUUCUCAAGAAGGCUAAAGUACAGCUGUUUAAGAUCGAUCAGCAACAGCACCAACAGAAGGUGGCCCCCCCAGCUCCGCCAAGCCCUGGAAUGAAGGUGGAAGAGUCUGUGAGGGCUGUCAAACAGAGUCCUGACAGAGGGGCUGUCAAGUCUGAGGAUGAGUUGCUGGAAGCCAAGAAAGAGAGACCCCCGGGUCCUGAGUCUCCAGUGCAGGGCCCUCGAAUCAAACAUGUUUGUCGCCAUGCUGCUGUGGCACUGGGCCAGGCCCGAGCCAUGGUGCCCGAAGAUGUCCCUCGACUCAGUGCCCUGCCCCUUCGGGAGCGUCAUGACCUUGCCGCCGAUGAUACAUCAUCAGCAUCUGAGACUGAAGGUAUCUCAUCACGGUCUCGAAGAGGAAAGGUGGAACCAGCAGGCCUGAGUGGAAGCUCAGGUCCCACAGGAACUGGGGGGACUCUGUCACAUGCCCCAAGGCGAUCCUUGCCUUCCCACCAAGGCAAGAAGAUGCGAAUGGCAAGAUGCGGACGUUGCCGAGGCUGUCUGAGACUGCAGGACUGUGGGUCCUGUGUCAAUUGCUUGGAUAAACCCAAGUUUGGAGGCCCAAACACGAAAAAACAGUGCUGUGUGUACCGGAAGUGUGAUAAGAUUGAGGCCCGAAAGAUGGAGCGCCUGGCUAAGAAAGGCCGCACAAUGGUGAAGACACUGUUGCCCUGGGAUUCAGACGAAUCCCUGGAAGCCUCUCCUGGGCCUCCUGGGCCUCGUCGGGGGUCAGGAGGUGGGGGGCCCCGGGAAGAGGCAGUGGCCCCCCCUGGGUCUGAAGAGCAGGAUCCCCUCCUGCAGCGCAAGUCAGCCCGUCGCUGCGUCAAACAGCGGCCUUCCUAUGACAUUUUUGAAGACUCAGAUGACUCAGACCCAGGUGUCCCCCCAGCUUCCCGCCGUCGAACCCCUCGAGAAAAUGAGUUGCCCCUGCUGGAGCCUGAAGAGCAGAGCCGGCCCAGGAAGGCCACUUUGCAACCUGUGGUGCAGCUUAAGGCUCGGAGGCGUCUAGAAAAGGACACUUCUGCUCCUGGACCCUUUGCCUCCUUCCCCAAUGGCUGGACUGGAAAGCAAAAGUCUCCUGAUGGUAUCCACCGAGUCCGUGUGGAUUUCAAGGAGGACUGUGACCUGGAAAAUGUGUGGCUGAUGGGUGGUCUGAGCGUGCUCACUUCUGUGCCUGGGGGUCCCCCCCUCGUGUGUCUGCUAUGUGCCAGCAAAGGCUUACAUGAGCUGGUGUUUUGCCAGGUGUGCUGUGACCCUUUCCACCCAUUCUGCUUGGAGGAGGCAGAGCGGCCCUUGCCCCAGCACCAUGACACCUGGUGCUGCCGCCGGUGCAAGUUUUGCCAUGUCUGUGGGCGUAAGGGCCGUAGCACUAAGCACCUCUUGGAGUGUGAGCGCUGCCGCCAUGCCUACCACCCUGCCUGUCUGGGGCCUAGUUACCCAACCCGUGCCACUCGGAAAAGGCGCCACUGGAUCUGCUCAGCCUGUGUUCGCUGUAAAAGUUGUGGAGCGGCUCCAGGAAAGAACUGGGACAGCGAGUGGUCAGGAGAUUGUAGUCUUUGCCCUGGCUGUACCCAGCUUUACGAGAAAGGAAACUUCUGCCCAAUUUGUACACGCUGCUAUGAGGAUAAUGACUAUGAGAGCAAGAUGAUGCAGUGUGCACAGUGUGACCACUGGGUGCAUGCCAAGUGCGAGGGCCUCUCAGAUGAGGGCUAUGAGAUUUUGUCUGGGCUGCCAGACUCGGUGCUAUAUACAUGUGGGCCAUGUGCUGGAACAGCUCCUCCUCGAUGGAGGGAAGCCCUGGAUGGGGCUCUUCGUGGGGGACUACACCAGGUACUGCAGGGCUUACUGAGUGCCAAGGUGACUGGACCCCUGCUGCACUGCACCCAGUGUGGACAGGAUGGAGAACAAUUGCACCGAGGACCCUGUGACCUUCGAGCUAUAAGCCAACUCUUUGAAGAUGGACAUUACAGCUCUGUGCACAGCUUCAUGGAGGAUGUGGUCAGUAUCCUGAUGAGACACAUGGAAGAAGGAGAUGCCCCUGAGCGCCGGGCUGUUGGGCAGGCCAAAGGACUCCUCUUGAAGCUACUAGAGUCUGCCUUCAGUUGGUUUGAUGCGCAUGAUCCCAAGUACUGGAGACGGAGUACCCGGCUACCCAAUGGUGUCCUCCCCAAUGCAGUUCUUCCCCCAUCUGCGGAUCACAUCUAUGCUCAGUGGAGACAACAAGAGUCUGAGAGCCCAGGAUCUGUACAUCCACCUGGAGGAGGUGCCGUUCCAGCUACCCAAGCCAAGGAACUAGCUUUGGAUCCCCAUUUAGAGGAUCCACGUCAGUGUGCCCUCUGUCUCAAGUAUGGAGAUGCUGACUCCAAGGAGGCUGGAAGGCUCUUAUACAUUGGACAAAAUGAGUGGACACACGUCAAUUGUGCCAUCUGGUCAGCAGAAGUGUUUGAGGAGAAUGAUGGCUCCCUUAAGAAUGUUCAUGCAGCUGUAGCCCGGGGCCGGCAGAUGAGGUGUGAACUGUGCCUGAAGCCUGGGGCCACUGUGGGCUGCUGCUUGUCCUCUUGCCUUAGCAAUUUCCACUUCAUGUGUGCCCGAGCCAGCUGCUGUAUCUUCCAGGAUGACAAGAAGGUUUUUUGCCAAAAACACACGGACCUCCUGGAUGGCAAGGAGAUUGUGACUCCUGAUGGCUUUGAUGUUCUCCGCCGAGUUUAUGUGGAUUUUGAGGGCAUCAGUUUCAAGCGAAAGUUUUUGACAGGAUUAGAACCAGAUGCCAUCAAUGUGCUCAUUGGCUCUAUCCGAAUUGAUUCCUUGGGGACGCUGUCUGACCUGUCUGACUGCGAGGGAAGACUCUUUCCCAUUGGCUACCAGUGUUCACGUCUGUACUGGAGCACAGUGGAUGCCCGUCGGCGCUGCUGGUAUCGGUGCCGGAUCCUAGAGUAUCGACCCCGGGGCCCUCGGGAGGAACCUGACCACAUAGGGGCAGCAGAGGAGAAUAGGACCAUUGUGCAUAGCCCUAUCCCCAUUUCAGAGCUGCCUGGAGCCGAGUCCCCCAAAAUGGGGCCUGACGCAGUUUCCCUGGGUCCUGAGCGGUCCUCCCUUGCCCAGAACACAGGCCCCUUACCACCCCCUCCAGAACAGAGCAUUGCCCCUUCCCCAGUCCCCCGAUCCGUCUCAGGGGCUAGAAUCAAAGUGCCCAACUACUCACCUUCCCGAAGGCCCCUGGGGGGGGUCUCCUGCUGGCCACUCCCCUCCCCGGGAAGUCCAUCAUCUCUGUCUCACCACAUCCCGACAGUUGGUGAUCCAGACUUCCCAGCUCCCCCAAGACGCUCCCGCCGUCCCAGCCCCCUGGCUUCCCGGCUGCCACCCCGACGGGCCUCUCCUCCCUCCAGGCCCACUCCUCAGCUCAGGGUGCCCCCUCCUACCUCAGCCCUCGAGGCCCUCAUGCCUACCUCAGGGGAGCUGGCUCCCCCCGGCCCAGCCUCCUCCCCACCCCCUCCUCCUGAGGACUUGGGCCCUGACUUUGAAGACAUGGAGGUGGUACCAGGGCUGAGCGCGGCCGACUUGGACUUUGCGGCCAGCCUCCUUGGCUCCGAACCCUUCCAGGAGGAGGAGAUUGUGGCGGAGGGGGUUGGGGGGGGCAGCCGGGGGGGGCCAGGGGACAGUUCAGAGGAGGAGGCUGGCCCUGCUGCCCACUACAUUCACUUCCCUCCCACUGUGGUGCCUGGUCCUAUUCCACCACCUGGUCCCAUACCUGGGACUCCCCGAAUUGAACAGCUGGAUGGAGUGGACGAUGGCACGGACAGUGAAGCUGAGGCCGUCCAACAGCCCCGGGGCCAGGAAGCCCCUCCUUCAGGGCCAGGGGUGGGUGGGGUAGGAGUUGGGGGGGGAGGAGGGGAUGGGGCGAGGCCCCCCGAGGACCUUCCUUCCGAAAUUGUGGAGUUUGUGCUAAAGAACCUAGGUGGAGCGGGUGAGGGAGGGGCUGGCCCUGGCGAAGAACCCCCCCUCCCACCCCCUUCACUGGCUAAUGGCAGCCAGGCUCCCCCAGCCCCGCUCCCCACCCCCACUGAUCCUCCCCGGACGUUUGCCUGGCUUCCUGGGGCCCCUGGAGUUCGUGUGCUAAGCCUCAGCCCCGCUCCCGAGCCCCCCAAAACUGCCACUUCAAAGAUCAUUCUGGUCAACAAACUGGGGCAGGUGUUUGUGAAAAUGGCCGGGGAGAGCGAGCCAGCCCCACCUCUGCCCAAACGGCCCCCGCCGACCCCUCCUACAGCUGCCCCAGCCUGGGGUCUCCCGCCUGGGCCACUGCUGAGUGUGCUGCCUGUGGUGGGGGUGGUGCGACCCCCACCCCCACCUCCCCCAUCGCUGACCCUGGUGCUGAGCAGUGGGCCCCCCAGCCCCCCCCGCCCAGCCAUUCGAGUCAAGAGGGUGUCAACCUUCGCUGGCCGCAGCCCCUCAGCACCCCCCCCAAACAAGGCCCCCCGGCUGGAUGGGGAGGGGGAGUCCCCCGAGAGUACCCCCCAAUCAGUGGGGGCCUUGGGCAGUGGAUUGAGCAGAGUACGGAUGAAAACACCCACCGUGCGGGGAGUCCUUGAUCUGGAUGCCCCAGGGGAGCCCAGUAGGGGAGAAAGUCCCACUACCCUUCCUGAUCGGCCCCCCCUGCUACCACUGCCAGACUGUGGCCUCGCCAGGGUCUCUGAUGGCCCCCCAGACCUGCUGCUUGAGCCCCAGUGGCACCACUACUCAGGUGAGGCAUCAAGUUCAGAGGAUGACCCUCCGUCCCCUGAUGACAAAGAGAAUCAGGGGCCCAAGCGGACAGGGCCCCACCUGCGCUUCGAGAUCAGCAGUGAAGAUGGCUUCAGCGUUGAGGCCGAGAGCCUGGAGGGGGCCUGGAGGACCCUGAUUGAGAAGGUCCAGGAGGCGCGGGGUCACGCCCGGCUCCGGCAUCUCUCCUUCAGUGGGAUGAGCGGUGCUCGGCUCUUGGGGAUCCACCACGAUGCUGUGAUCUUCCUGGCCGAGCAGUUGCCAGGGGCCCAGCGCUGCCAUCACUACAAGUUCCGCUACCACCAGCAGGGAGAGGGGCAGGAAGAGCCUCCCCUGAACCCCCAUGGUGCCGCCCGGGCAGAAGUCUACCUCCGGAAAUGCACCUUCGACAUGUUCAAUUUCCUGGCAUCCCAGCACCGAGUGCUGCCUGAGGGGGCUGCCUGUGACGAGGAGGAGGAUGAGGUGCAGCUCAGGUCUACCAGGCGUGCCACCAGUCUGGAGCUGCCCAUGGCUAUGCGCUUCCGCCACCUUAAGAAGACAUCCAAAGAGGCUGUAGGGGUCUACAGAUCCGCCAUCCACGGCCGGGGCCUGUUCUGUAAACGCAACAUCGAUGCUGGCGAGAUGGUCAUCGAGUACUCGGGCAUAGUGAUCCGGUCGGUGCUCACCGACAAGCGGGAGAAGUACUACGACGGGAAGGGCAUUGGCUGCUACAUGUUCCGAAUGGAUGACUUCGAUGUGGUGGACGCAACCAUGCACGGCAAUGCGGCGCGCUUCAUCAACCACUCGUGUGAGCCCAACUGCUUCUCUCGCGUGAUCCAUGUGGAGGGCCAGAAGCACAUUGUCAUCUUUGCUCUCCGGCGCAUCCUCCGGGGGGAGGAGCUCACCUACGACUACAAGUUCCCCAUCGAGGAUGCCAGCAACAAGCUUCCCUGUAACUGUGGGGCCAAGCGCUGUCGCCGCUUCCUCAACUGACCUGCCCCCUCCCCCCCACCAAGCCCAAGCUGUUCACCCCUGGCCUGGCCCUAAGGGGACCCCCUCCUCCCCCUCCCCGACCUCAGCACGUGUCCCCAGGGAGCCCUGCCUGCCCUCUUCCAGUUAUCACCUGCCUGCAGGGUCCAGGAUGUAGAUAAUAUUGUACAAAGGUUUCUAAAUCCCUUCUUUUCUAUGCACUUUUUUAUUUAAGAGGUGGGGUCCCAGGGGGGACUCCCCCCCCACAAUAAAGUCCGUCAAUGUUUGGA